AUGUCAUCGCCUUUAUCGUCGUCGCCCUCUACAGGAUCAACAACGAAUUCAUCUGCUUGCAACCGCGUCUUCGCUAUUCCCAAUAUUGUCGAAUGUAUUAGUCAUUCGCUCAAUUUCAAAACCAUAACUGCUGCAGCACGCGUCUGCCGAGCUUGGCAUACAGUUUGGCUGCCAAUUAUCUGGCACACGAUCAACAACGGUCGGCAGUGGCACCGAGAAGACUUUUUAGAGGCAUUGGGUCGACACGGUCACUUAAUUCGUGUCCUUCAAUGUUCGCGCUAUGACGAUAUUAGUCUAUUGGUCUCGGAUCCUAGUCUCAGUUACCACUGCAAAAACCUGAUCACUCUGGUCAUGCCAAAGACCACACACGCAAACCAGUUGAACCAAGCGAAGAUCAUCCGACAGAACCCAGGCUUACAAGACCUAUCCUUGGCAUUCCAUGAUGACCCCUCGAAUGACUACAGUGACCUUACUCAUGCUGUCAGUGAGCUCGGUAUGCUACGAAGAUUAGCCUUUGAUAAAAACCAGACUUUACAGGUGGAGACACUCGAGACUAUAUUGCAAGGCUGUGCCUCAUUGGAAGAGCUAUCCUUUAAAGGCGUCUAUUUUUUCCUCAAACACCCCUUCGGUUCCGGUGACGCCUUUGCAUCUAAAUGGUUGGCCAUCUCCCACACUGAGGAACAGACCGCACCUGCCUCUCUGUCGCAUGAUGUGGCCGUCCAGGAGAAGAAGGCUUUCUCGGGAAUCAAGAGCCUCCAUAUGGAUGAUGUCGCAUGCUCGCAGAACCUUAUUCUGAACCUCACCAGCCGUUUUCCGAACCUUGAACGGCUUUCCCUUCAAAUGACCUCGGAGUUGUACUUUAGCGAAGACUUUCCAUCCCGGCUAGCACAGCGAAGCCCUCAUAUCAAAUGGCUGGAUAUCUCCAAGACAGAGGACAUGGAGGAUUCAACCAUGGCGGCUUUGAUGAGGAGCUUGCCAGAGCUUCAAACUCUAAUUGCUGGUCAAACAAGGUUCAGCGAUAUGAGUUUAAACGCCUUGGUUGAGUGCUGUCCUAAUUUGGAAGAGUUGGAUAUUAGAGAGACCUAUGGUCUUGAAUCUGAGAGUGUCCAGAGAUUGCUGAAGAAAUGCCAGGCCUUGAAGUCAUUGAAUGCUUGGGACACAUCCGUUAAUGUGCCCAAGAUGAUCAUGGAGGCAUAUAGAUCACAACCGAUGACGGAGGAGGGUCAUCCUGCUCUACCUUCUACAUCUACUUCUUCAGGGGUUGCUAUUCCUGGACUUUGGGCUUGUCAUGGAUUGGAGUCUUUGACACUGAACUUCUGCUAUGAUCGACCGUCGCUGACGAAUCAAGAACAAAGAAUGAUCCCUCCUGCGAGUGCACGCCGAUACUUACUUGAACAGCUUUCAAGGUUGACCAAGUUGCGGAACUUGAGUAUCAGGACGACCUAUUUCGACGACUACGGCAACAAUGAUGAGGAUGAUGAGGAUGAUGAUGAUGCUGACACUCCAGAAGAGGCGAAGGGUAGCGAGCACAUGCUACAGAGGAUCCAGAAAGACAUGUCUCUGCUUGCGGUGGACAAUCUGAACUCGACUGAAAGUAGCAAGGAAGGAAAAGAAGAAGAUACUGAUGAUUCGGAGCUAUUCAAUAUUACGUUUUCGAUGUCUUCAGGUCUGGCAAUACUGAGUCCAUUGAAGCAGCUUCAAUCGUUAAUUUUGGCUGGUGUCCAUCAUGCAGUAGGGCUGGAUGAGAUCCAAUGGAUGUGUCAGCACUGGCCUAGACUGGCUCGCAUUGAGGGACUUUAUUGGGAUGAAGAUUGGGAUGAGGAUAAGCUUGUCCUGUCUUGGCUACAGGAAAAUAGGCCUAAAAUUGCAAUCGUUGAGUAAUAGAGGAAGCUACUACAAUAGACUCGUAUGGGCUACGAAGAGAUACAGC
Messenger RNA from Lobosporangium transversale, 1930 nucleotides. RefSeq lists its product as hypothetical. The record is from RefSeq and is a predicted model, not a curated record. Lineage: Eukaryota; Fungi; Mortierellomycota; Mortierellomycetes; Mortierellales; Mortierellaceae. The coding region runs from base 1 to 1881 and encodes 626 amino acids. The transcript has a single exon.